This is a messenger RNA of Symbiodinium pilosum, 1365 nucleotides long. The record is from the annotation of a GenBank genome assembly. Lineage: Eukaryota; Dinophyceae; Suessiales; Symbiodiniaceae.
AUGGGCGCGCGCAUCAGUGGCAGCCAUCGGGAAGAGGAUGACGCGGAACGCCCGAGCAUUUUUCUGUCGCCCUAUUUGCUGCCAUCUUUGUAUCAAGAGAGGGUCAGGCGGCUGGUACAGGAGACAGCAGAGUCACCCCCAAGCGAAAGCCUUGAGGCCACAGUGCGCCGCUGCAUCGCCUUUUGCUACAGUGUGACUACAGAGUGGGCUCCGCAUGUUCGAGUGACAGUCUACGCAGACAAUGCCUGCGAGCAUCAAUUGAACGUUCCAGUGCUCAGUACUUUACUUUGCUGUAUGGGUGAAGUAGGCUUUGAUACCGAAGCCGUGCCCUGCAAGCCGAUCCCUGGGACAGAUGUCUACGAUGGUUUGAUAAAGCCCAGCCUCUUUUGGACUCGACUGGUGCCGGGCGAACACCGUCUGCAUUUUCGAAGCCUAGCGCACAGCUACCUGAAGUGGUUUGUUGAUUUAGAUGAUGCAGAUUCACGCAAGCAGCUUUUGGUGAAUAUUCUCCUCCAAAUGCACGAAGCUUGCUACAACUGCGUGGGCCGACACAAAGAGGUCUUUGAGUUUUGCAUUUAUGACCUGAUGUCUGCUGAGCAGAUGCAAAAGCCACCUGCAGAUGCAGCAAGUGCCUGCCGUACCAUCAUCUUCCAACAUGCCGCGCGGUUUCUGGACCGGCACAAGCGGAACGCCUUGCACGCAGCCUUUCUUUCUCCUUUGAAGUACUUGUUCCAGCAUUGCUACGAGGUCUAUGAAAAUUUGGACAGCCAUGGUUCAUCCUUUUGGGUGGCUGUCCUAAGCAUCUUUUUCCCAGAGCUUGACAUGCCGUUUGAGCGCAUCGAGCAGCUGGACACGGGUUGGGGCUGGGCGGCUGUGGAUUUUCUGCCGUCAAUGUCUUCGACGCCCGAGCGCAUCGCUUUGGAGAGGUUCUCUGAUCCUGACAAUCUGGGGCGAGACUGGCGCUCUCUGACGUUGGAUCUGCCGCCCAUGAAGUCGAUGGCGCCCAGACGCUUUCGAUACCUCCCAUUGACUGCCGGACCGCAUGGCUUUGCAGAGGCUCUUCGGCGCAUACAAGGUCGUGAUUGUGUGAGGAAGCAAUUCGCUCGAUAUGUGGACAGAUUUGCUGCUUUCAUGCGGGAGGACCUACUUGUGAGAUGCUGGGCCCUUUCAGCGGUGACUUCUGAUAGAUGGGAUGCCGAGCUGGGCCCAGCACUCUCAGCUGUGUCAGAAGACGUUGCAGGCGAGACCUUGGCGCCUUGCGGUGUUCGAGAUGCCCUCUGCAGUUUAACAGACUCGGGCAGGGUUGAAAUUGACGCUCCAAGAGCCGCUUCUUUUCUUGCAGCCGCUGGGGUCCACUGGGCCUAG